GUAAUAUAAAUCGGCAAAUUCUUCUGUGUUUCAGAUGGGUACAGGAAACAUCUAUUUUAGAACAGUUCUAGUCGCAAUGCUUACGGAGUUUGCUGUCAGCCAGAACUACUGGGAAGACACACGAACUGGGAAAAUCCCUGCCUGUCUCACUUCGACGUGUGAUCGCGGUCAAGAUGUCUGUGAGUGUUAUCUCACCAUUGAACAUCGUUUAUCAAUGAUGUACGAAGAGUCACAAUCGUUUGUGAUUCCAUCAGGGGGUCGUCUGUACGAGUACAAUAAACUGAGCACUCCCAUAGAAAACACAGAUGAACUGCCGUUUAUCUUGACGGCAGACGGCAACAACUCUCGAAUUGUUAUAGCUGUAAAUCGGCGAUUUCCGGGUCCACAAAUUACGGCGUACGAGGAUCAGACUUUGAUCAUUCACGUCCGGAACCUGAUGCACACAGACAGUACUACCAUUCACUGGCAUGGUCUGCAUCAGAAAGGGACCACCUAUUCUGACGGCGUCGCGUUCGUUUCGCAAUGUCCCAUAGGACACGGCCAGGAAUUCACAUAUAAGUUCCAAGCUAAGCCGCAUGGUACCAGCUUCUAUCACGCUCACAUCGGUGAUCAGAGGACUAUGGGACUGUAUGGACCCCUAAUCAUCUACCCUAAACAGGAACUCCUUUCGACAACAAUGGCAGAACACGUGGCGGUGCUUCAGGACUGGAACCACGACGAUGAUGCUGUCACUUUAUACCAACGUAUGCUGUAUGGCGCUUUCUAUCAAUCGAGUCGAUUUCAGUAUGAACCAACUUCAUCUAAAGACGGAGGAAUGUACAGCAGGUUUUUGUUUCACUCUGGUCUAGUGAAUGGGAAAGGCCGCUACUACAUAAAUAGUGACACGCACAACCAGGCUCCCUUGACCCAGUUUGACGUCAUUAGGAACAAGUGGUACACGUUCAGGGUUAUCAGCGCAGCGACUCUUUAUCCUUUUCUUGUUUAUGUUACUGGCCAUCCUAAACUCACGCUUACCGCAUCAGACGGUUUUGCAAUUCAGGAGAUGAUUGUGGACGCUUUCAUUAUCCAACCUGGAGAAAGAUAUGAUUUCAAGAUAUUUACAAAUCAGCCCGAUGAUAAUUACAUGUUUGUAGCUAGCACACUAGAAACAAACCGAUUCCACGUAGCGGAGGCUAUAAUCCACUAUAGAAAUGCAGCGAUCAACUAUAAUCCAGAUAAACCUGCAUCACUUAGUUGUUCCACGGAAAUGAAAUGUAAGAUAUUCAACUGCCCCUACCUUAGUCCUGUCAUUGGUGACGAAGACUGCUUAACGUAUAAUGAUGCACGGACAAAUGAUUUCAAUUCGAAACCAGAGGAGGUUGCUACCAUCGAUCAAGAAUACUUCUUUAACUUUGCUUUCCCUGGAGAGGUCGGCUAUUCUCCCGCAGCCGUAAGCGGUCAUCAAUUUGUACCGCCCAUUGCACCACUGUAUUCACAGCCGGAUGACCUAACUACCGCGUGUCCAGCUAACUGUGCCGACAAUAACCUCUGUUCUUGCACAUACACACAGGAAAUUGAGAAUGGAAAGGUAUACCAGUUCACAUUAACCAACAACGUUAAUCGAGUCUCAUGCUAA
Messenger RNA from Pecten maximus, 1615 nucleotides. Its product is annotated as laccase-2-like. Gene Ontology annotation, cellular component: plasma membrane. Gene Ontology annotation, molecular function: oxidoreductase activity; copper ion binding. The record is from RefSeq and is a predicted model, not a curated record. NCBI's taxonomy places the organism in Eukaryota, Metazoa, Mollusca, Bivalvia, Pectinida, Pectinidae. Bases 35 to 1615 code for a protein of 526 amino acids. Gene Ontology annotation, biological process: iron ion transport. The transcript has a single exon.